AUGAAGCACAAUGAUUUUCUUUGUGGAGUUAUUGAAGGUUAUUAUGGUCGUCCAUGGUCAUUUAAUCAACGUAAAACACUUUUUGAAUAUUGUUUAAAAUUUGGUUUAAAUACAUAUGUCUAUGCACCAAAAGAUGACGCAAAACAUCGAUCUCGUUGGCGUGAUCUUUAUUCACAUGAAGAAUCAUCUGAACUGAGUCAAUUGAUUCAUAUAGCGAAACGUUAUGGAAUAAAAUUUGUAUAUGCUUUAUCACCCGGUUUAGAUUUAAUUUAUUCAUCGGAUAAAGAUUUGAAAGCAUUAAAAAGAAAAUUGGAUCAAUUAUCAAGUUUUCGAUGUGAAUAUUGGGCUUUGUUAUUUGAUGAUAUUGAAAGUGAAAUGUGCCAACAAGAUAAAGAUCGUUUUUUAUCAUUUGCACAUGCUCAAGUUACUGUUACUAAUGAAAUCUAUGAUUAUCUUAAUAAACCAAAUAUUCUACUCUUUUGUCCAACCCAAUAUUGCAGUCAAAUGGCGAAACCUUCUCUUGAACGAUCUUCCUAUUUACAAACAAUUGGUAAUGGUCUUCAUCCUGAUAUUGAUAUUUUCUGGACCGGUUCAAAAGUAAUAUCUCGACGUAUAUCUGUUUCUCAUAUAUUAUCAGUGAACACUGUUUUACAACGACGCGUAACAAUUUGGGAUAAUUUAAAUGCAAACGAUUAUGAUCAACGUCGUUUAUGUUUAGGACCAUUUUCCGGUCGUUCAUCAAAUUUAUCAUCUCGUUUAUCUGGAAUGUUAUCAAAUCCGAAUUGUGAAUUUGAAUUAAAUUUUAUUCCGCUUCAUACUCUUGGUCAAUGGUAUCAGUCAUUACGAAUAAAUGAAAGUCAAGAUCAAAUUGAUGACGACGAAGACAGUCUUCAAAUAACUCAAAUUUAUCUACCUAAUAAAGCAUUAGACCAAGCAUUAAUUGAAUGGUUACCAGAGUUUCAGAAAGUUAAAUCUGCGUACGAUUCUCAAAAACUUGUGAAAAUUGAUAAUUCUCCACAAGCGAUGAGUCCUAAACCGACUGUAUCAUCAUUAAUCAUCGAUGAGGAUUCACAAGACUCGAUAUGUGAAAGUCAAACAUCAACAACAUCAUCAUCAAAAAUGCAUAUUAUGGAAUGUGAUGGGAAUGGAAAUACAGGUGGUGAUCUAACAUUAGAAGAUAUAAGAUUACUUGUGGAAUUAUUUUAUUUACCUUAUGAACAUGGGCCUAAUGCUCAACAAAUGUUUAUUGAUUUUUAUUGGCUUAGAUUUAAUUAUUCUCGAAAUGAAAAAUUAAAUGAAUGGCAUUGUCGGGCUUCAUCAUUUCAUAAUAAUGCGAAACAUGUUGGUCGUCUUGUUCAACGGUUAACAACAAUUCAUAAUCGAUCAUUACUCUAUGAUAUCUAUAAUUAUGCGUCUGAUAUUAGUUCAACUAUUUCUCUGUGUUCAAGAUAUUUGCACUGGAUGGAUAUUGAUCAUAAACAUUCAACAGUAUUCUUGUCUGGUGAUAUUGAACCAGCAUCAAAACGUGGUGGUCUUGCAGGUGAAUUUUUGAGUAUUCUUCCGAUGGGUGAUUUUCAGUCAAUAAUUAAACCAGAUGUUAAUACUUCACCAAGUGUUUUCUUCAUUCAACAACUGUCUUCAGCAGAUCAAGCUGUUAUAUAUGCUUUAUGUACGCAAGUUUCUUAUCGAGAUGAAAUCCAUGAUCUUCUAGAUCAACAUUCAGAAAUUUUAGCUGACAAAUUGAUCGGUGGAUAUUUAUUAAGUUCAUCGAAUAAUUUUGAUCUAUGUUUUUCUGUAAAUAAUAUCGAAGAUGAAUUAUGUGCAUUUGUAUUGACAAUAAUUGAAAGUGAAAAAUACGAUAAAAUUAUUCAAGCAACAUGGAUUACACAACUCCAUCAGAAAUAUCCGAAUGUUGAUCAAAAUUUCUUUGAAGUUAAUGAAUGUCAUCAAUGGAUUUAUGAUCGAUAUGCUGUUCGUAUACAAUUAUUUAUUGAUUUAACAAUCAAAACUGCUAAUGCAUAUUUUAUUGGAAAUAAAUUAAUGAAUAUGAUUAUCAAUAAUCUAAUUAAACGAGGUUUUCAUGGAUGUCAUGCUUUAUUGGAUGAACGAUAUCCUUUACUACAUCAAUUUUAUCUAAGACUUGGCUUUGUUGACCUACCAAAUAUUGAACAGAAUGAUCAUAUAAUUCUUGUCGGAAAGCAAUUUUAA
Messenger RNA from Rotaria socialis, 2208 nucleotides. Lineage: Eukaryota; Metazoa; Rotifera; Eurotatoria; Philodinida; Philodinidae. The record is from the annotation of a GenBank genome assembly.